AUGGCCUCGAAAGGCAUUGCAAAUUUGACCCUUAUUUUCAGGAUUCUUGCUCUUUUGCUUUCGGUUGGCUGUAUUGUGGUGCUUGUUACUGAUACGGUCAAGUUCAGUGAUGGCUCCAAGACUACCUUCAAGGAUGUAAUGACUUACAGAUACGUCCUUGCUACUGCUGCAUUCGGAGGAGCCUAUUCACUGCUGCAAUUACCUUUUGCGAUCUAUUAUGCUUGCACUGAUAAGAGACUGAUUCGUGGCCGAUAUUUGCCAGAAUUUGAUUUCCAUGGUGACAAGAUUGUGAGUUUCCUCUUGGCAUCAGGAGUUGGAGCUGCGUUUGCAGUAACAUACGAGCUCAAAUCAUUUGUAGACAAUUUUUUGGAAACCAUAAUAUCACUUGGUUUUUUGGAAGACACAGUGGCGUUGAAAUCGGGAGCUGAUAAAUUUCUGAACAGGAUCUAUAUAGCAGCUAGCCUUCUCUUGGGAGCUUUCGUUUGCAUGGCUCUUCUUUCUGUCUUAUCCUCCGUUAACCGAACAACUUCCUUUGGAUUCUUCAGAUAAUUAAGAUAUCCAUCUUUUAAGUAUAUGAUAUGUCAUUACCUAAAUAAAAGUUAUUUUAUUUUUAA
Molecule: messenger RNA, 614 nt
Organism: Mangifera indica (mango)
Lineage: Eukaryota; Viridiplantae; Streptophyta; Magnoliopsida; Sapindales; Anacardiaceae
Product: CASP-like protein 4D1
Exons: 3
Coding region: 1-549 (182 amino acids)
Source: RefSeq, a predicted model, not a curated record